UUGCCAUGGGGCCGGCGGCCGGGGCUCCGUGCCGGUGCGGCGGGCAGGGGGGAUCCCGGGCGGACCCCUGCGGGGUGCUCUGCCUCCUCCUCACCUACCUCAGCGUGGGCUACGCCGACUAUGUCAUCCUGGAGCACGUCCUGCUCCAGCCGGGCUUCCGGGGCAGCCUGUGGUGUCCCUUCCAUGCUGUGGCUUUCAACCUCAUCGUCCUGAUGCUCCUGGUCUGCCACACGAGGGCUGUUUUCGCUGACCCAGGAGUGGUCCCCCUGCCUGAUACCGCCCUCGAUUUCUCUGAUUUGAGGAGCAGCAGCUGCAAAGAUGCCGCAUAUCAGAAGAGCCAUAGUAACGAAGACUGGACCGUGUGCAACCGGUGUGAAACCUAUCGGCCACCACGGGCCCAUCACUGCCGGAUUUGCCACCGCUGCGUGCGCCGGAUGGAUCAUCACUGCCCUUGGAUCAACAACUGCGUUGGGGAACUGAACCAGAAAUACUUUAUCCAGUUCCUUUUCUACACAGGCUUGGCCAGUCUGUACGCCAUGGGACUGGUGCUGGCCACCUGGCUGUGGCCCAUUGACAGGAGCUCAGCAAGCAAAGCAUCGGGAGCCGAGGGAGGCGUUCCUGGUGACCGGGUCCAAAUUGCCCACCGCAUCAUCUUGCUGGUAGAAUCCAUCCUCUUUGGGCUGUUUGUCAUGGUGAUAUUUUAUGACCAGUUGGUCUCCAUCAUCACGGACGAGACCCCGGUAGAGCAGCUACGCAACCGGCUUCUGAAAGAGGCUCCCCCCCGGGGAGGCAGCCACACCCGGAAGCCCAAGAUCGCCCUGCUGCGUGAGGUGUUUGGCCGAGGUUUUGUGAUCUGCUGGUUUUUCCCGUGCAACUGCAGUUCUCCGGCGGCCGGCGGCGGGCCCUCUUACAGCUAUCUGCCUAACUACGACGUGUGACCCCCCUCUGGCCUGGCCCUCUGCCUCUGCCCUCCCUCCUCUCUCUCUCUCAGCGACGGCAAAGCGUCACCCGCCUUCAUUUGCUUCAGCUUCCUGAGCGAAAGAAGACAGGACGAAGUGGCCGGAGCCGGAAAGGGUCUGUCAGAUGCUGAAGGGGGCGCGGCGGGCUUGCCAGGGUUCAGCACUCAGUGGCCGCCGGCACGUCCUUGCCUCUUCUUUCAAACUCCUGGCCCGCGGGGGCAUUUCUCCAAAUGGCAGCCUUGCUCGCAGCCCGCACCACGUUGAGAUCCUCUUUGGAAACUGAGAAGUGGGCCUGCGAGACAGAAGUGGGGGUGAGACGGAGUACCUGCUUCUUUCGAGCUGAUCCCCGCCUCCCCACCAGCCAUUCAAACGGGUUGGUCCUCCCAACCUCCAAGAACGAGAAAGUCUAGGGGAGGAGCAGUGGCCACCUGUAUCGUUGGCCGAUCGCCCGACGCCUCUAACGGUGACCGGGACCUCCCGUUAAUGGGAAAUCAACGGGCGGGGAAGGCAAAAUUGUUCCCCUUUGGGCUGGCCGCCCCACCCCGUCCCAAUUAAGUAUUUAUCUCCAGAAGCCUUUGACCUCCUGCGUGGGCAUGUGCGGAAGGGACAACCGUAUUUCCCUUGUCCCCAGAACAGCGGGGUCGGUCCAGAAGAACAGGUGGCAGCACCUUUCCAAACACAGCGUCCCUUUCCAGUGCGCCUUCUGCUUGGCCGUGAGUGUGAUCCGUUUUGGCUUCCCAGGGCCCCUGCCUAGCGGCUCCCAGAUUGUGGGGGAUCACCUGUGAGAGGCCUGGUUAAAGGGGGCUGUGUAAUUUCACCAGCUCAUUUGGCUACCUGUUUCCAGCACGGAGCAUCCAAUGAGCAACGCAGCACAGCCGCUGCCUGAUUUUUCAGGGCGGGGAGGGGGGAGACUGUCCCCCCUGACAUCCUCCUCCUCCCAAACCUAGGAGAAGAAACGAAGAUGCAGUUGCUUCCCCUGUCCUGAAUUUGUCUCCUGCUUCCUCCAAAGUCAUACUUGGGCCCCUGUGUAUGUAUAGCUAGACUUAUUUAUUAACUUUAUUUAUUGAGUCUGCCUCAUUUCCAGUUUAGGGGGAAAAAAAAAAAAAAGCUUAAAUGGGUAACAGGUUCAGCAGCCGAUGUUUUUGAAACCAAAUGUCCCAGGAAUGAGCCUUUGCUCCGUUGCUUUGCUCAAAUUGGGCAACUGCUGGCCCUGGAUUGCCCUUCCCUCAUUUGGAUCCCUGGGGCUGAUAGAAGCUGGGGUCCUUUAUAUCUAGACCAGUGUCUCUCAAC
This is a messenger RNA of Candoia aspera, 2249 nucleotides long. RefSeq names its product palmitoyltransferase ZDHHC3-like. The transcript is spliced from 9 exons. Gene Ontology annotation, molecular function: palmitoyltransferase activity. NCBI's taxonomy places the organism in Eukaryota, Metazoa, Chordata, Lepidosauria, Squamata, Candoiidae. The record is from RefSeq and is a predicted model, not a curated record. The coding region runs from base 6 to 938 and encodes 310 amino acids.